This is a messenger RNA of Eruca vesicaria subsp. sativa (arugula), 801 nucleotides long. The record is from the annotation of a GenBank genome assembly. Lineage: Eukaryota; Viridiplantae; Streptophyta; Magnoliopsida; Brassicales; Brassicaceae.
AUGCUUGACUGGGGAGCUGAUCAAGUCCAUCACCGAAACCAUGAUCUUUAUCAACAACAGCAGCAACAACCAGGGUGUAGAAAGGGACCAUGGACACCUGAAGAAGACAAACUUCUUGCUGAGUAUGUUUCUUCGAAUGGGGAAGGAAGAUGGAGCGCUGUUGCUAAGUGUGCAGGAUUAAAUAGAAGUGGCAAAAGUUGUAGACUAAGGUGGGUGAACUACUUAAGGCCAGGGCUUAAGAGAGGACAAAUCACUCCUCAAGAAGAAGGAAUCAUCCUAGAACUUCAUUCCCUUUGGGGUAACAAGUGGUCAACAAUAGCAAGAUAUUUACCAGGGCGAACAGAUAAUGAAAUCAAGAACUAUUGGAGAACCCAUUACAAGAAGAAAGAAAAAUCUUUUUCGAAGCAAGAAAAAGUCAAAAGAUCCCGAAAACCGCUUGAUCUGAAACCCCAACCACAACAGCAAUCUCAGCUUGUGUCUCAAGACCACACAAAUCUCGAAAACGAGCAAAACACUUUCUCUUACCCGAGUCACCCAACUAGUGUCUUCAGUGACCAAUUUCAUAUGCCUCAAAGUGUUGCAGCUACCUCAAGCGACCACUCCAUGAUGGAUGAAGGUAACUUGUGGGGAAGCUUGUGGAGUCUAGACGAUGAUGAUCCACACCGUUUUGCUAGUGGCUCUGAACCGAUAACAACUGCUAAUAUUGUUGAGAAGUUUAACGGCGGUGGAACUGAUGCUCCAUUCUGUGGAUCAUGGGACUAUAGUUAUAAUGGAUCUAACACUGGAGGCUAUUAUUAUUAA